UCGGAUUGAGCGAGGCGGAGCGAUUACUUGGUUAUCACCGCAACCACCGGACCACUCGGUGAGCGAACGUUCCACGGUGGACCAGCUCGGCAAAGCCGGAUCGAUCUCUCUCGGUAACCUACUCGACUUCUCGCGACUUCUCUCGACAAGAAAAGAUCGGUUACGCUGCGGCCAUUUAAUCGCACUUGUCGUCACGAUCGUCCGUGGUACGCGUCGUUUGUACGGGCAAUAGCACAAGAAGGUAGAGCACGAUCGGGCUCGGAUCGAGAGGAAUGGUCGUUUGAUAGAGGAAGAAAUCGGUGGUGAACAUCGGUCGGAGACGUUUCGAACGAGGCAGAGAGCAGGAAGCGAGAAGGAGAAGAGAAAUCGGGGGGAUGUGCUGGCGCUGAUCGGCCGAGAGGUUCCGAUCGCCAGAGUGCCGCGUGCCAUUUAAUCGCCGAUUAAUGGUGGCCGAUGUUUAAUGAGUGUCGGUGAUGACAGAUGUGUUUUGCUGCCGUGUUUCGUUCGCCGCCGUCGUCGUCGGUCGCGAAGUGUGACUUGCCCCUGACAUCCACGCGUCCACGCACUGUCCCCGCGGGACAGCCACGGUGAAGUCGGCGAGUAUUCGUCGUGAGUCGAAUCUCCGCGAUCUCGGAUAACACGCAGAGAGAAAAUGUACAGAGCGAUCGGGAUUCACCUGCUUCUGAUCGUCUUCCUCCGCUACCAAGCGCUCGGUUUGAUACUGGAGGAAGAGAAGGAGCCGAAUUACCUGAACGCAGGAGUCGGAGAGUACGCGGUAUUUAAUUGCGACUUGGACUUUCCGCACGAGACCCCGAUUCCCUACAUCCUUCAAUGGAAUCGUGACGGUCGAACGAUCUUUUCAUGGUACAACGGAUAUCCGUCGGUGGAACCGCGCUACGUGGGUCGCGUCCACCUUUUAGAAGACGCGGUUGGCCGUGGCUACGGCCAGGGCAGCAUCAAUCUCACGAACAUCCGUGAGAGCGAUCAGGGAUGGUACGAGUGUCGGGUGAUCUUCCCGAACAGGACGCCCAACUCCAGGAACAACGGGACGUGGUUCCACCUCGCAAUAGAUGGUGCGUCGCCGUUUCCGACGUCUGUUCCAGGCGAGAAUCUGCUGGCGGUGCCGCCCGUCAACAAGACUGUAAUGGAGGGUGAAUCCGUCAGUUUCGACUGCGUGGCCAAAGGGGAGAAGUCGGUUGUUAGCUGGUUCCGCGAGGGCGUGGAAAUUACAGAAAUCGAGGAUCUUAAAAGAAGAGCGUCCAUCGCCGAGGAUGGGACGUUGACCAUCAAUUCGCCUGCCAUGGGUGACCUUGGGGAGUACACUUGCGUGGUGACCGGUGAGACUGGGGAUCAGCAGAGUGCCUCGGCCUUCCUCAACGUACAAUACAAGGCGAAGGUCAUCUACGCUCCCCGGGAGGUCUACCUGCCAUACGGGAAACCAGCCCUUCUUGAUUGCCACUUCAGGGCAAAUCCGCCGCUGACGAACCUACGUUGGGAGAAGGACGGAUUCCUCUUCGAUCCUUACAACGUUCAGGGCGUCUUCUACAGGAGGAACGGUUCUCUGUACUUCAGCAAAGUGGACGAGACUCAUUCCGGAAGUUACACAUGCACGCCGUACAACGAGCUGGGCACCGAGGGACCCAGUCCGUCCAUCACCGUGAUCGUGCAAAGGCCGCCGGUGUUUACGGUGACUCCGCAGCAUUUGUACAUAAGGAAAUUGGGAGAGAACUUGGAGAUACCUUGCGACGCCAGGGAUGGUGAUCAGGCCCAUCGACCGUCGAUCGUUUGGUACAAGGAUGGCUCGCCAGUACCGCCGGGCAACAGGACCAUUAUAAUUGGCGGCAACUUAACAAUCGAUAGGAUUCAAGAACAGGACAGAGGAUUGUAUCAAUGCGCGGCUAGUAACGAAGCAGCGACCGUCGUUGCCGACACGGAAUUAAUGGUACUGAACGUUCCUCCGAGGGCGCCGUACAAUCUGAGCGCCAACAGCAGCAACAACGCUGUCACCCUAACUUGGGUGCCAGGAUACGUGAGGCCCAAGAUGGAAUACUCGGUUUGGUAUAGACCGACAGACACCACGGAAUGGAGAACGAUGAAAAUCUUGUCCAGGAAGAUCACCGAGGCGACCGUCAACAAUUUAAAUCCAGGGCGCGAGUACGAGUUCAUGGUGCUUAGCCAGGAUAAACACGGGGACGGGAUGUUUAGUAAAACGUUGCGUAUUUUCACACAGCCUAAUUUGAUCGAUGAGAACUCAGCAUCGGAAUAUCGUAGUCCGCCAGACGACCGAAUGGGCCCACCACUGAACGUCAGGGUACAAGCUACCGUGCAGGGCUAUUUAGUCACUUGGGAACCCCCUGCUUACGGAAAGGAACAAGUGAGACUGUACGCGGUUAGGUGGUUCCGAGGACCGUCCGAGCAAUUGUACGGAAGAGCAGAAACUACCGACACUUAUUACCUAGUGAAAACCUUGGAAGAGGAGAGCUACUACACGUUCGAGGUGGCCGCGAUGUCUAUAUCGGACGAUGUGGCAACGAGCGAACGUGUCAGCCUCGAGGUACCGGCGUAUCGUCGAAACAGGGCGAUUUCUAUGGGAAUAGUGGCGGGCAUCGGAUUUCUGGCAGCAGCUCUGGCCGCCAUAUGGUGGGCAAGGAAACGUUUCUGCCAGUCCCCGAACGAGAAAUAAAGAAUGCCUCCCGUAAGGGACGUGGCCUUAGGCGCGUACCAGGAGAAAAUCUUUCGACGAACGAUCGAAAGUCAGCAUAUGUAUGCACGUGUCUGUGGUCAAUACGUUCAGCCGCAAAAAAAAAGAAAAAUAAAAAAAUAAGUUUCCCUAACGUAGCGAUAUGGAUAGCUGAUAGACUACGACGAAUUUCGCUUCCCCGAGAAGAUCGUCCGAACGAGCCAAUGCUCGCCAACUUGUAAUCCUUUCUAUGUAAUAUAUUAUCGAUCGUGUAGAUGUACGUGUGGGAGGAGAGAGGGAGAGAGAGAGAGAGAGGACCGAGGAUGGAAAAUUUCGUAUAUGGGACGGUUUGAUUUACUGCGUUUACGUAUAAGUUACUACUACUGAGUGUUCUUGCAUUGCAUCGUGUUACAUUAUGUAUCGUUUAAAAGCUUUAUUAGAUAAGUGCACGUUUAUUAAGGAUUAGAUGUGGCAUUUGGCCGUUAUUCCGGCCAAACCGGGCCGCGGGGUACGCCAAGGGGUUCUUAACCCGAUAGAAGCGGACAAACGCGUCUCCCAGGCUAGAUGACUCGGCUCGGACUAUAUAUGUAUACAUCCGAUACGUUUUUCUAUUGUAAAUAAAAUUGUGUCGAUUAUUA
Frieseomelitta varia is the source of this 3318-nucleotide messenger RNA. It is a transcript of the gene bdl, whose product is annotated as protein borderless. Gene Ontology annotation, cellular component: plasma membrane; axon. Gene Ontology annotation, biological process: homophilic cell-cell adhesion; axon guidance; dendrite self-avoidance. The transcript is spliced from 12 exons. Gene Ontology annotation, molecular function: cell-cell adhesion mediator activity. The record is from RefSeq and is a predicted model, not a curated record. The coding region runs from base 653 to 2683 and encodes 676 amino acids. NCBI's taxonomy places the organism in Eukaryota, Metazoa, Arthropoda, Insecta, Hymenoptera, Apidae.